CUGGGCACGGAGACCUAGAGUUCCCGGCAUGCACCGCGGCUGGAGGUGGAACGGGAGCUGGAACUGCCGGAAGCGCUCCCCGUUCUGCGGUUUCUGGGCCUUGUCUGUGGCGGUGGUAGGCUCUGAAGUCCCCUACGUUCGUCGAGACAGUUUUCACAGCUGAAGGCUCAAGGUAAAGCAGGAUGUCUGUGGAUCCGAUGGCCUAUGAGGCCCAGUUCUUUGGCUUCACCCCACAGACUUGCUUGCUGAGGAUCUACAUAGCAUUUCAAGACCACCUCUUUGAAGUGAUGCAGGCUGUUGAACAGGUUAUCUUAAAGAAGCUGGAGGGCAUUCCAGACUGUGAGAUUAGCUCUAUCCAGACUCGUAAAUGCACAGAGAAGUUUCUUUGCUUCAUGAAAGGACGUUUUGAUAACCUUUUUGGUAAAAUGGAGCAGCUGAUUUUACAAUCAAUUUUGCAAAUUCCUCCAAACAUCCUGCUUCCUGAAGAUAAGUGUCAGGAGACGAAUCCUUUCAGUGAAGAAAAAUUCCAGCUUCUCAAACAGGAAAUCAAAGAGUUACAGGAGAAAUAUAAGGUUGAAUUAUGCACUGAGCAGGCCCUUCUUGCAGAAUUAGAGGAGCAAAAAACUGUUAAAGCCAAACUCAGAGAGACGUUGACUUUCUUUGAUGAGCUUGAAAACAUCGGCAGGUAUCAAGGAACUAGUAACUUUAGGGAGAGUUUGGUGUCUCUGGUCCAGAACUGCAGAAAACUCCAGGAUAUUAGAGACAAUGUAGAAAAAGAGAGCAAAAGGCUGGAAACACAAUAAUUUCUCAGUAGUGAAGAGAGAGCAUGUAAAUAGGUCGCUUUUCUUUGUUUACUCUUAUGUUUAAGGUCUUUUGGGGGCCACGUUCCCCUCCUUUCCUAGGUUACACAAAGCCAGUCAGGAGAUCGGUAUUGCUGCAGGCUCCCGGUCAGACUUCUAAAGCAGAGUUUGCGUUCAUUUGCUUUUCUCCCUCUGAAAGUUGAGUUGACCACCCUCACAUUUGGUAAUGACUUCAGUUCUUUUGUAACUGUACUCAUUUUACUGUUAGGGAUGUUAUAGUAUGAUUUCAGGAGGGAAUAGAAUCCUCAUGGAACUGGAUGCUUCUGUGUAAACCUGGUCUGGGUAUUUAUUGAGUAUAACCCAUGAAGUACAUUAGAGCAAAAAUGCUAGGCUGAGGCAUAGCUGAGUGGUAGAGUAUGCUCGGCAUGUGGGUCCCUCGGGAUUUAACAUGGGAGAGAAGCAAAAAGAGGAGCAGGAAGAAGGAAAAGCAAACAAAGGACAGCAGGAUACAGCAGAGGUGUGGGGGUCAGGGAUAUGGGAUGGUGUAUAUUGCAGUAUUAGAAAGGGCAUGUCUGAUUGAUUGAUAAUGUAAGAUUCAAGUCAAAUAUAGAAGGCGUUAGCCUCGUGCUUAUGGGAUUAUCCUAGGCAAAGAAAACAGUAGAAAACCCAUAAGGUAGAGCAUAUUAAGGAAUUCACACAGCUGGAACAGAUAUGGAAGUGUAGGAAAAGGGGAUACACCUGUCCUGUUCCAGGCUAUUUUUUGUACGACAGACAAGGGCUGAUGAGAUGGGUCAGCAGGUAAAAGUACUUGUAGUACAAGCCUGUUGACCUGUGUAGGAUCCCUAGAACCUACUUAAAGACGGAAAGGAGGCUUGACUCCACAGAUUGUCCUCUGAUUGCUAAAGGUACACUGGCAUGUGCACUCCCAUCUCCCACAUUGUGUAUGCACACACAGUGAUUUAUAUAUCUUAAGAGACAAGCAAAACCCCUGUGUAUGUGUGAAUGUGUGCUAUUAAAACUGACUCCUGAGGGGUUGGGGAUUUAGUUCAGUGGUAGAGCGCUUGCCUAGGAAGCGCAAGGCCCUGGGUUCAGUCCCCAGCUCCGAAAAAAAGAAACCAAAAAAAAAAAAAAAACAAAAC
Molecule: messenger RNA, 1939 nt
Organism: Rattus rattus (black rat)
Lineage: Eukaryota; Metazoa; Chordata; Mammalia; Rodentia; Muridae
Gene: Mis12
Product: MIS12 kinetochore complex component
Exons: 2
Coding region: 183-803 (206 amino acids)
Biological process (GO): mitotic sister chromatid segregation; protein localization to kinetochore; mitotic cell cycle
Cellular component (GO): chromosome, centromeric region; nucleus
Source: RefSeq, a predicted model, not a curated record